GUGUUCCAAAAAAGCUUUUUAUACUUCAUCGCUUUCCCGUUCUCUUAUCGACGAUCGCCAUGGGAGGUGGAGAUAAGAAGAAGAAGAAGAAGAGGACGAAGUCGAAGAGCAAGAAGCUCUCCGGCGAACACGCCCUAGCCUCAAGGUACGUCAACGAAUGGGUCCUCCACGCAUCCUACGCUUCUCCUCUUCCUCUCUCCGCCGCCGCCGCCGCCGCCGCCGAUGAGUUCUUGCCCCCCGAGGCCCCUAGGGUUCCCGAUCGUGUCGUGUUCGAGCUCCACUCCCACUCCAAGCACAGCGACGGGUUCCUCUCCCCCUCCGCCCUUGUCGAGAGGGCCCAUCGCCAUGGGGUGAAAGUUCUCGCUCUAACCGACCAUGACACAAUGGAUGGAAUCCCGGAGGCAAUGCAAGCAGCUCUCAAAUUUGGCAUGAGAAUAAUUCCUGGGGUUGAAAUAAGUACAUUAUAUUCCUCAAGGGAGAUACCUGGAAAUGGUGAGCCUGUUCAUAUCCUUGCAUACUAUGGUACAUGUGGACCUGCACCGUAUGAGGAACUGGACAUCUUGCUAUCGAAUAUCAGAGAUGGGCGUUAUCUCCGUGCGAAGAAUAUGCUGCUGAAGCUAAACAGAUUGAGAAUGCCGGUUAAGUGGGAGACUGUCGUCAAGAUAGCAGGUGAAGGAGUAGCUCCAGGACGGUUGCAUUUGGCACGGGCCAUGGUCGAAGCCGGCCAUGUAGAAAAUCUGAAGCAAGCCUUUAGCAAGUAUUUGUAUGAUGGCGGUCCUGCUUAUGCCAUGGGCAGUGAGCCAUCGGCGGAGACUGUUGUGCAGUUGAUCAGUCGUACUGGGGGUAUAUCAGCUUUGGCGCACCCUUGGACAUUAAAGAACCCUGUUGCUGUUAUUAGGGCCUUGAAAUCUACUGGCCUUAAUGCGAUGGAGGUUUACAGAAGUGAUGGAAAAAUUGCUGGAUUUAGUGAGUUAGCUGACACAUACGGACUUCUAAAGCUCGGAGGUUCGGAUUUUCAUGGGAGAGGUGGGCAGGAUGAAUCUGAGCUGGGUAGCGUUGGUCUUCCGACUGCAUCAAUAUACGAGUUCUUGAAACUAGCCCGCCCAGUUUGGUCCAAUGCCAUGAGAGAUAUACUAUAUAAUUUCGCAGAGGACCCAUCUGAAGCGAAUCUAGAGAAGAUGUUGAAGUUUGGAGUGCAAAAUAAACUUAACGGAUACUCUUCAUCGAGUUGUGUUGGCGGAGAUGCUGUUGACCUAUGUCUCUCUUCAUGGUUAGCGACUCACGAGGACAUUGAACUCGAAAAUAUCAGACUAAAACUUGCCAGUAAUAAUCUUGUAAUCAGAUAGUUUCUGAUGUAUCUCCUUUUUCUGUAAUUUUCACUUGUCUUAAACGCUUUUUUUCCUUUUGAUAGCUCGAUGGCAUCUUUUAACAACCACCAUCAGAGCUAUUAAGAAUAAAACUAUUGCUGACUCAAAAUGGAAAACAAAAUAUGUGGUAGAGGACUACUAGGCAUUACUUGUUCUAUCAUUAUGAAGGUGCACUCAAAGUGCUUAUGUCGCCGUUUAAUUUGAAUUUUCAUAGCUCUUUGUUAUCCAAACAAGCAAGCAGGUACUGUUCUCUCUUUGUUUUGUUUUUU
Messenger RNA from Ananas comosus (pineapple), 1636 nucleotides. RefSeq names its product 5'-3' exoribonuclease-like. The transcript has 5 exons. Bases 60 to 1346 code for a protein of 428 amino acids. The record is from RefSeq and is a predicted model, not a curated record. NCBI's taxonomy places the organism in Eukaryota, Viridiplantae, Streptophyta, Magnoliopsida, Poales, Bromeliaceae. Gene Ontology annotation, molecular function: 5'-3' RNA exonuclease activity; 5'-3' DNA exonuclease activity.